AUAAUAACUCUCAACCACUUAUAUAUUCUCAACUUCACCUCCCAUUUUUUCUCUUCAAACAACCGUUCUAGUUAUCAGAACGUCGUAUAAUUUAAUCAAAUUCCCAGAUUCCAGAAAACUCAUUCAGUCACGUAUUAGAAAAUGGGCGAGAAAGAGGGAGAAAAGGGUGGAGAUAACAAGGUUGCGCCGGCACCACCGCCGGCGGAGAAGAAAGGCGACGUUUCGGUCACCGGCGUUUACAAGAUCGACUUGCAUUGCGAAGGAUGCGCCAAGAAAGUCAAAAAAACCGUUCGUCAUUUCGAUGGUGUGGAAGAGGUGAAGACAGAUUGUGGGGCCAACAAAGUGACGGUAAAAGGGACCAACGUGGACUUCACGGCAAUCAAAGAUAGAUUGGAAGAGAAAAUCAAGAGGAAAGUUGAGCUGGUUUCUCCUCAGCCCAAAAAAGACGGCGGGGGCGGCGGCGAUAAGAAGCCGGAAGAGAAGAAGGUUGAAAAGAAAGAAGAGCCUAAGAAACCCAAAGAGUCCACGGUGGUUUACAAAAUCAAACUACAUUGUGACGGUUGCAUCAGUAAAAUAAAGAGGAUUAUUCGGAAAUAUGACGGAGUUGAGUCGGUGGAGGUUGACAAAACGAAGGAGCAAGUAACGGUGAAGGGAACCAUGGAUGUGAACUCACUCACUCCUUACCUCAAAGAAAAGCUGAAACGCAGCGUGGACGUGGUUCCGCCACCCAAGAAAGACGACGGUGGUGGCGGCGGAGACAAAAAGCCAAAGGAAGGCGGCGGUGGCGGCGGAGACAAAAAGCCAAAGGAAGGCGGCGGUGACAAGAAAGAAAAGGAAGCCGCCCCAGCCGCACCAGCCGCCGGAGGCGGCGGAGAGAAGAAAGAGAAAGAGAAAGAAGGCGGCGGCGGCGGUGGUGAGAAGAAAGAGGAAGGUGGUGAGGCGCCGAAGGUGGAGGUGAGUAAGAUGAUGUACGGUGGGUAUCCGUUCCAUUCACAGCCUAUGUUUUGGGAUGGACACGUGGACGGUCAGCAUUACCCGGUGGAAGUUCAUCAAGGGUACGUGAAUCAAAACGCUCCUAGCACUUCUUACGGGUACGUGAACCAAGGGUAUGUGAAUCCGGGUUACGAAAUGUUCCCCCACGCGCACCCCAUGCACGCGCCUCAGAUGUUCAGCGACGAAAAUCCCAACGCUUGUUCCAUCAUGUGAAAAAUCAACGGUUCAAAACGAAGGAUCAAGAUCAAGAUCAUGAAUUCAUGAUGUACUUGUUAUUCCAAAACGUGUAAAUAAAGUUGGAGGAAAACAAAUAUAUGUAGAGAGGGAGAAAAGGACCAAAAAGGACAUGGUAAAUAUUGAGAUUUACAGAUGCGGACAAAUUAAUAGAAUUUUGGAGGGGUCUUUUGAAUCUUUUUCUUAUUUUUUAGGUUAAUUGUAAUCGGCUCUUGUUUGGCCGAUUCAAGUUGUUGUUGGGGUUCGGUUGUCGGUUGUUAAAUUUUUGUAAUUAUGUAAUAUUGUACUAUUAUUAUUUUGAAAAAUUUUACAUAA
Messenger RNA from Quercus lobata, 1542 nucleotides. Its product is annotated as heavy metal-associated isoprenylated plant protein 5-like. NCBI's taxonomy places the organism in Eukaryota, Viridiplantae, Streptophyta, Magnoliopsida, Fagales, Fagaceae. The record is from RefSeq and is a predicted model, not a curated record. The transcript is spliced from 5 exons. Bases 142 to 1206 code for a protein of 354 amino acids. Gene Ontology annotation, molecular function: metal ion binding.